UGCCAAUUACUCAGUGGAAAAACAGUUAAUUUCCUCCCAUUCAAGCUGCUAAAUUGACCACCAUGAUGAAAACUGAAUGAAGACUAAAUCCUGGAAAGCUUCAAAGAGGAGGCCUCACCAGCAGUGCUUCCUCCCCUGGGAGGGCUGAGGACUCUCACUGACAGCCACCGGGCUCAGACAGAAUGAAAGGUCUCCGUUGGCGUUACACUCGGCUGCCCAGUCAGGUGGAAGAUGCUUUAUCUGUAGAGAAGGGUGAGGAUGAGGAAGAGGAAGAGGAAGAGAAGACAGCCCCAGCUCCAGCCUCAGUCUCAGCUCCUGCUCCUGAAGAUCCUGUGGAGCCCCAGCUGGCAGAAGCCAGCCAGGUUCUCGGACCCUUGGAGAUUAGGCAGCUCAGCCUCCACCUCCCCCCAAGAGUCACUGGACAUCUCUGGAGCCUGGCCUUCCGAACAUCGAGAGAUGGCUUCAGCCUGCGGAGCUUGUACAGGCAGAUGGAAGGCCACAGCGGGCCGGUGCUGCUGGUGCUAAAGGACCAGGAUGGUCAGAUGUUCGGGGCCUUCUCCUCUUCAGCUAUUCGACUCAGCAAAGGCUUCUAUGGUACUGGAGAGACCUUCCUCUUCUCCUUCGCCCCACAGCUAAAGGUCUUUAAGUGGACAGGAAGCAAUUCUUUCUUUGUGAAAGGAGACUUGGAUUCACUGAUGAUGGGCAGUGGCAGUGGCCAGUUUGGGCUGUGGUUGGAUGAAGACUUGUAUCAUGGGGGAAGCCAUCCUUGUGCAACUUUCAACAAUGAGGUGCUGGCCCGGCAGGAGCAGUUCUGCAUCAAGGAGCUGGAGGCCUGGAUCCUGAGCUGAUGUCCCCAUGGUGGGCAGCUUCCUAAAGCAACAAAUGCUCAGACCUGCUCAUGAAUGCCAUCUAGACCCUCUUUAGAGAGCGCUGCCCAUUUUCUCCAAAAUCUAGAAGACUGGCUGUGACCAUACCUCUCUGUGGCCUGGGGACCCAAGACAGGCAUGGAAGCAAAUAAUGUUCUCCUGGAGAGGUGACUCUGAAGGAGUGAAAGGUAUUCACACCUCAUCUGAGCAGCACAAAGUCCCUGAUGAAAUUUCUUUUUAUUUAUUUAUUUUUUAAAGUAAGCUUCAUGCCCAGCAUAGGAUUUUGAACAAAGGACCCUGAGAUCAAGAGUCACAUGCUUCACUGAGCAAGCCAGGCACCCCCUGAAAUUUCUUUUUAGGAAUUAUACAACUAAUACAUGUUUAUUGUAGAAAAAACAAAAGACUUAAAAAAAAUUAAAAUUGCCUAAAAUUCAACCACCCCCAAAACAUUAACAUUUUCAUUUUCAUAUAUACCUUUCCAGAUAAUUUUCCAUGGAGAUAUGUGUGUGUGUGUGCAUAUAUAUCUUAUAAAAAUGGGAUUCUAUUCUGUAUGUCUUAUUUAUUUUUUAAAGUUUUUUUUAAAUUUUUAUUUAUUUAUGAUAGUCACACACACACACACACACAGAGAGAGAGAGAGAGAGAGAGAGGCAGAGACAUAGGCAGAGGGAGAAGCAGGCUCCAUGCACCGGGAGCCCGACAUGGGAUUCGAUCCCAGGUCUCCAGGAUCGCGUCCUGGGCCAAAGGCAGGCGCUAAACCGCUGCGCCACCCAGGGAUCCCUAUUCUGUAUGUUUCAGAAAUCAUUUUAACUUAAUACUAUCAAACCACAGACACCUGGACUCAACUGGUGAAACUAAUAGACUUCAGUAGCAUCUUUCCUUUUCUAGUACAUUGAACACUUCUUGUCUGCCACCAGUAUGCUGGGUGCUUACAAAUCUCUAAUUUCACAAGGAAGAUAUGAAAGCAGCAAAUGAACAAUAUGCCUAUUUGGAUAAAGAAGUUGAAUCUCUGUAGGUGGGGUCGGACCUAGGGCAGGUUAAAAAGGAGGAAAGAGAUGUUUCCUGACACAAGAGCUCAGGAAAUGAAUAAACAUCCAUAUCCCUUCCUGUGACAAUGCUUGCCUCCUGCCAGAAAACCAAGUAAGUCCUGCUAAAUAUCAUCUCCUCUCCUGCAAACUGAACAUAGCG
This is a messenger RNA of Nyctereutes procyonoides (raccoon dog), 2051 nucleotides long. RefSeq names its product TBC/LysM-associated domain containing 2 (gene TLDC2). The record is from RefSeq and is a predicted model, not a curated record. The coding region runs from base 183 to 848 and encodes 221 amino acids. Gene Ontology annotation, biological process: response to oxidative stress. Gene Ontology annotation, cellular component: nucleus. The transcript has 7 exons. Lineage: Eukaryota; Metazoa; Chordata; Mammalia; Carnivora; Canidae.